GCUCCUCGUUCCGCCAUGGCCGCCGCGCUGCACGCGCUCCUCCGGCCCGCCGCCGCCGCGCGCUCCUGCCGCCGCGCGCUCCUGCCGCCGCCGCCGCCCCGCCGCUGCCCCGGGGCGCGGGCCUGCAGCGCCGCAGGUGCCCCGUUCCAGUAUAUCGUGGUGCAGAAGAAAGGGGCAAAGCAGGAUGUGGGCCUGAUCCAGCUGAACCGGCCACAGGCCCUCAAUGCCCUCUGCGAUGGGCUCAUGCGGGAGAUGAGGCAGGCGCUGGAUGCCUUCGAGGGCGACCCACAGGUGGGGGCCAUCGUCAUCACCGGCAGCGAGAAGGCCUUCGCAGCUGGUGCUGAUAUAAAGGAGAUGCAGAACAAAACUUUCCAGCAGUGUUACAGUGGUGGCUUCCUCGCUGACUGGAACAGGGUAGCUACAGUUCGCAAACCAGUCAUAGCAGCUGUGAAUGGUUAUGCGCUUGGCGGUGGGUGCGAGCUGGCCAUGAUGUGUGAUAUCAUUUACGCCGGGGAGAAGGCACAGUUCGGACAGCCGGAAAUCCUGCUGGGAACUAUUCCAGGAGCUGGUGGGACGCAAAGGCUGACCAGGGCUGUAGGGAAGUCACUCGCAAUGGAAAUGGUCCUCACCGGAGACAGGAUCUCCGCACAGGAGGCGAAAGAAGCAGGUCUUGUCAGCAAGAUCUUCCCAGUGGAGAAGCUGCUAGAAGCAGCCAUCAGCUGUGGGGAGAAGAUUGCUGGCAAUUCAAAGCUGGUGACAGUUAUCGCGAAGGAGUCUGUCAAUGCAGCCUUCGAGACCACGCUGGAAGAGGGGAACAGGACAGAGAAAAGACUCUUCUAUGCCACAUUUGCCACCGACGACCGGAGGGAAGGAAUGGCUGCAUUUGUGGAGAAGCGGAAGGCAAACUUCACCAACAGCUGAGCUGUAUGGGGCCCAUGCGUACCUAAGGGCUCCGGGCCAGCACAGGACAGGGACAGAUGUCCCUUUUAUCCCCUCAGACACCAGCUGCCCAGCAGUCAUAACAACACGCCUCUUUAACCAACCCACGUGCCUAAUCAGGGGUGACUCUGCCACUUCCCAGAGCGUCCCGGAUGUGCCGGCCCUCUGAAAAGGAGCAUAGCUCAGCGCUGUGCCACAUGGAGGGGCUGUGGACCUGAUUGUGACUAAUGCCUUCCCUUCAGUGAGAUGAUCUGAAUCAGGGCUCAGCUUGUGAUUGCUAUUAAAAGGCUUUCCUGGCA
This is a messenger RNA of Rhea pennata, 1238 nucleotides long. It is a transcript of the gene ECHS1, whose product is annotated as enoyl-CoA hydratase, short chain 1. Lineage: Eukaryota; Metazoa; Chordata; Aves; Rheiformes; Rheidae. The transcript has 8 exons. Bases 16 to 921 code for a protein of 301 amino acids. Gene Ontology annotation, molecular function: enoyl-CoA hydratase activity. The record is from RefSeq and is a predicted model, not a curated record. Gene Ontology annotation, biological process: fatty acid beta-oxidation. Gene Ontology annotation, cellular component: mitochondrion.